Messenger RNA from Aspergillus affinis, 828 nucleotides. RefSeq lists its product as uncharacterized. The record is from RefSeq and is a predicted model, not a curated record. Lineage: Eukaryota; Fungi; Ascomycota; Eurotiomycetes; Eurotiales; Aspergillaceae. The transcript has 3 exons. The coding region runs from base 1 to 828 and encodes 275 amino acids.
AUGAGCGCACAGCCUUCGUCUGCACUAGGUCCCGACGCUUGGGAAGAAGAUUGGGAGAGCCAAGCCGAUAGAUUGUCCACCGAACCGACCCCGCCGGAGGCGGAGAAGAAGAUCUCUUCUAAAGUCUCCAAAGCCCAGCGCAGAGCAAAGCAAGCCGAGUUUAACCGCCAACUGUGGGCCGAAGCAGAAUCCCCUCAAACGUUUCACUUUCUAGAAUCUCGGUCCGACGUCCCUCUCAAGCAAGAAUACAAACCUACGGUGACCCUUCUCAGUCGCAACCCGCCCUCGCGACAAUCUUCUUCGACGGUCGACGCGACCACAGCCGGUGUCAGGCGCCUAGGCUUGAAUCACGGCGCCGAAGACGACUCGGACGAUGGAUCGAAGCCGCCCGAGCCCAGCCCCGAAGAACGCCACGCCAUCGCCUUGCGCAACCGAGAGGAGAAGCAACGUAAAUACGAAGAAGUACGCGAGAGACUCUUCGGAAGCCCCUCCGCAACCACUUCAGGUGCAUCUUCCCCGCGCAGUGAGACCCCGCCUAAACAGAACGAGGGCCGAGGCAAAGGUCGGAGUCGCGGGAACGGCAGAGACAACAAUAACAACAAGAGAGAUUCCUCUAGUGCAUCGGGCAAGUCGAGACAACUCUACGACCCAGGGUCUCCUGCCAAGCAGAACUCGUCCUAUGUGCCACGGAAAGAGAGACCCCAGACGGGGGAUCGGGGUGCAAACGACCCGUCAUCUCCCCGACAGCCGAUCCGCAGCCCGCGAGGUCCGGAUGCUAGUGGCAGAGCUGGUUUCCGGUCUGGCAGCCGGGGUGCGAGAUUGGGUUAA